CUGCCUCCCCCCUCUCUCCCUCUCUCUCUCUCUCUCUCUCCCUCUCUGCUCCGGCACUGCAGUGCUGAUUGUGAUUGCACACACACUCACACACACUCACGCCAGCACACACACACGCACACACACACACACACACACACACACAGAGGAGCGUAGCUGAGAGGCAAGGACUGCAGCAGCAGCAGCAUGCACCAACCGCGGCUGAGCUGUUCGGGGACACGAGGAAGGGGAAGUGAGGAGAGAAAAUAGUGUAGCUGUCUCACAGCAGCCUGUGUGUGCAUCUUUGCAGCGGUGGGUACGAUGCAUUUCAAGAGCGGAUAGCUUAUGUUAUCCGGCCUCCUCUGCACUGCCUCUGCAUCCCAUUCACCCUGCUCCUCCCACUCCAACUCUUCCUCCUCCUCCUGUCUACAGCAUCAUUAGACAGGACUACAGAUUGACCGGGACUGGCGAGUGGUGGAUGGUCAGGUUUGCCCCGGCUGAAAGAUUCUUCUGUGGCUAUGCUACAUCUACACCUUCACUGAGGGCUGGAUUGUAAUCGACACUUGGAGGCUGAAGAUAACCAACAACCUGCGAGGAAUCUUGGAUGUGUGUGUCAUUCUUUACCAGUGUUGUCAUUGGCGCAUUUCCUCUAUUUCGCUGGUUGUUUUUGCCUUCUCUGAGACUGGCUAGCAGGCACUGCAGCAUCAGGACCGCAAGACCCAUGAAGCGGUAGGGCAUGAGGACCCAGGGGCGACCCAAAGGAAGGGCUUGAGUGCUUCCAUUGCUACCACUGCUGCUGAGCUGAGUGAUUGGGACAGCGGGUGGAAGAGAAGAUGCUUAUGGCCCGAGACACGGCGCGGGAUGAGGCUCAAAAGCUACACAGGAAGUGGCUGAAGCACCAGGCCUUUAUGGCGGAGCUGGCCCGCAAUAAAGAAUGGCUGGCCAAGAUAGAACAGGAGGGUCAGGAGCUGAUCCAGGAGAAGCCAGAGCUGCGUUCGGUCGUUCAGCAGAAGCUGGAGGAGAUCAGAGAGUGCUGGUCCGACCUGGAGAGCACGACCAAGGCCAAGGCCCGCCAGCUCUUCGAGAACAACAAGCCCGAGCCGGCCAUGAAGAGCUACUCGGACCUCGACAACCAGCUCUCCCACCUGGAGCAGCAGCCCCCCCAGCUGGAACAGGCGCACCACCUGCCCACCUUCAAUGAGCAGCUCCAGAAAUUCCAGGCUAUGGAGUCUCAGAUAGGGGACUUUUACAAGGAUGUGGGAGAGCUGGGGAGCUUGCAGGGGGUCUGCCUACCCCAGCGAGGGCUGAUGGCAGUUGACAAGGAGGGUGGCGAGCAGUCGGGCGUGGUGGAGACCCGCAUCGUCCGCCUCAUUGAGCCCCUGAAGGAGAGACGCCGCAUCCUAUUGGCUUCCAAAGAAAUGCACCAAGUCGCCCAAGACCUGGAGGAUGAGAUACUGUGGAUUCAGGAGAGGCUUCCCUUGGCCUCCUGUAAGGAUUAUGGGAAUAACCUCCAGAGUGUACAGCAGCAUGUAAAAAAGAACCAGACGCUUCAGAGGGAGCUGACAGGGCGGCGGGCGCGUGUCGAGGAGGUUCUGGACCGGGCGGGGAUUAUCGCCUCGCUGAGGACUCCCGAGGUGGAGUUUGUCCGCGAAGGGGCGGGGCACGUGCGCCAGCUGUGGGAGGUUUUGCAGCUGGAGACGGAGAGGAGGUCUGUGAUGCUGGACGCCGCGCUGCAGUCUCAGCAGUACUACAGCGAGGCGGCUAAAGUGGAGUCCUGGCUGUCUGGUCAGAAGCUCCAUCUGGUCAAUGAAGAAAAGGGCACGGACGAGGCAAGCACCCUGCAGUUGCUGAAGGCCCACCUGGCUCUGGAGCAGACAGUGGAAACAUAUGCAGAGACAGUAGGCAUGCUCUCCCAGCAGUGCCAGCAUCUACUGGAAGUUGGACACCCAGAAAGUGAGCAGAUCACCAAGCAGCAGUCCCACAUAGACCGGCUGUAUGUGUCUCUGAAGGACAUGGUGGAGCACAGGAAGACCAAGCUGGAGCAGCAGUACUGGCUCUAUCAGCUCAACAAGGAUGUGGAGGAGUUAGAGAAGUGGAUCACCGAGCGCGAGGCGGUGGCCAGUUCCACUGAGCUGGGCCAAGACCUGGAGGAUGUCACGGUGCUUCAGGAGAGAUUCACCAAGUUUGCCUCGGAAACCAACAGCGUCGGCCAGCAGCGCAUGGAGCAGGUGAACAAAAUGGUGAACGAGAUGAUCGACUGCGGCCACUCCGACGCGGCCACCAUCGCCGAGUGGAAGGACGGACUGAACGAGUCGUGGGCCGACCUCCUGGAGCUGAUGGAGACCCGCAGGCAGAUGCUGACGGCGUCGCACCAGCUGCACAAGUUCUUCACCGACUGCAAAGAGGUCUUGGCUCAGAUCGCGGGGAAGAUGAAGCAGCUGCCAGAGGUGAGGGCGUGCCAAGCCAACAUCACCAAUCCAGCUACCCUGCAGAGACUCAUGCACUCCUUCGAGCAUGCCCUUCAACUGCUAGUCGCACAGGUGAGGCAGCUGCAGGAGAACGCUGCCCAGUUGAGAACCAUCUACGCUGGUGAGAAAGCUGAAGCCAUCAUGGUCAAAGAGCAGGAGGUGAUGGAGGCGUGGAAGGAGCUGCUGAGCUCUUGCGAGGCCAGUCGCGUCCAGGUGACUUCGGUAACCGACAAGGUGCAGUUCUUCUCGGUAGUGCGUGAAAAUCUGAUGUGGAUGGAAGGCAUCAUGGGCCAGAUAGGAUGGGAUGAGCCCAGGGAUUUGACGGCUCUGGAGGUGAUGAUGAAACAACAUCAGGAGCUGAAAGCCAAAAUAGACGGCCGCAGCAAGACCAUACAGCAGUGUGCAGAUCUUGGCAAGAUCCUGAUAGCUGCAGGCAACCCCGCAUCGGAGGAGAUUAAAGAGAAGCUGGACAGCCUUCUGGCUAAGCAGAAGGAUCUUGUUGAGAAAUGGGACAAACACCAGGAAAAGUUACAGCGCAAGCAGGAAAGGUUCCAAUUUGCCCAGGAGACGGUAAAGGCGGAAGCCUGGCUGAAGGCCAAAGAGCCGCUGAUCACCUCCAAGGAGCCGGAGGGAGGAGCGGCCCAGCCCCAAACAGACGAGGUUGAACAGCUCAUCCUUCGCCAUGAGGCCUUCCGCAAGGCUGCUGUAACCUGGAAAGAACGCUUCAGCUCUCUCCGCCAGCUUUCCGCAGCUGAGAAGAAAAAAGAGGAGGAGAAAAAGACAACCCCGCUCUCCAGCCGAAGGAUGUUCCCAUUAUCUUGUCUGACUCCCAGUGUUCCCUCAACCAGUGCUACCUCGUCUUUCUUGAGGCAGACGGUACAGGCGAAUAUCGAACCCAAACCUUUACAGACCAGUCUGGAUCUGGGUGCCAUCCCUACGACCCAGAGAUUGUCCUCGACGCUCUCCAGCUACAACCCCGUCAUAAACGGAUCAGGCUACCACGGACUGGAACAGCAAAGCACUGGGAAGUUGGUGAGCACCCCGUACCUUGGGAUGAACAACCCGGCGGCCGGAGGCGGAAGCGACUCCGGUUUCUCGGCGCUGACCCAAAGCGGCGGAGCGGACACUUCGACUUAUCUCGGAAUGAACCAUCAAACUGCCGGCAGCGCUGAGAGCUCCGGGUACUUUGGAAUGACGACCGGGUGUGUGGGUAGUAUGCAAAACCAUCUAAGCAGUGGCAGGUUAGGAAGUUCAGGUAACCUAGCUCAGCAGCCAAGCAGUGGAAGUAUGGGGAACCCGGGCUUUCUGCCUCAACAGAAUAUGGGAAGUUCUGGAUAUUUGGCCCAAACACAAAAUAUGGGAAGUUCUGGAUACUUGGCACAACAGCCUAAUUUAGGGAGUACAGGAUAUUUGGCACAACCGCCUAAUAUGGGGAGCUCUGGGUAUUUGGCACAGCAGACCAAUAUGGGGAGUUCUGGGUAUUUGGCACAACAGCCUAAUAUGGGGAGUUCUGGGUAUUUGGCCCAACAGCCUAAUAUGGGGAGUUCUGGGUAUUUGGCACAGCAGCCUAACAUGGUGAGUUCUGCAUACCUAGCGCAGAAUUAUCAGGGCAGUGGGGGAAUGGGUAGCUCAGGCUAUCUCGCACAAAAUCACUUCAGCAGUGGAAGUCUGGGUAGUUCUGGUUAUCUCGCGCAGAGCGGUGGCAUCAUGGACCCUAAAAUGGCAUACGCGUGGCAGCACCUGAAAGCUGACUUCAUGCAGCCCAGGAUCAAUCACAUCCACAAAGCUGUAAACCCCCUUCUAGAAGCCAGUAGAGUGCAGCGGGAACAGUUUGGGGACAUCCCAAUGGCAGACAUGAUGGGGCCGGAGUCGGGGCUGGAGCUCCUCCACGGCCGUCUCCAGAGGGAUCCGCGUGGCAGCCGCUCCGACCCUCAGAUGGACCACCUGAGGCGAGAGAGGGAGUACAAGCUGGGUAGACAGACCUCCAGCGAACAGGAGAUCCAAGCCAGGCUGAACGAGCUGCCGCUGAUUGUGCGUCAGGAGCGCUAUCGGAGGCGCCUGGAGAGGCAGUCGUCCAGCGAACAGGAGGGGAGCAGCAAGCAGAGGCUGCAGAGGCAAGACUCGAGUGACGCCGAGGGCUCUGUUAAAGACGGCUCUGACAAACGCUCAGGGGACAAGAGAUCUACCAUGGCAGAGAUUGUAGAACAAGUCCAGGAGAGAGAAGCAGCAUCUGCACGAGGAGAACCUUACCGGCCUACUAGCAGCCUCUCAGCACCCGUGACUCGUUUUGAUGGACGCCCUCGUGCGCGAGACCGUCCCAAACCCAGGAGGAGGCCCCGUCCGAAAGAGCCCGAGGAGUCACGGCGUUCUCGCUCGGCUCCAGCUACCGGUGCCCCAACAACACCUCAGCCACCUUCACACACUGCCCAAAACGAAGGCCCCCUUUACCGCAAAAAGGCCACCAACUCUGACCUUGAAAAUCAGCAGAGAAGCCCGAACAGUAAGUCCUGGGUGAGCGUAUAUUGUGUGCUGAAAGAGGGAAUGCUGACCUUCUACAAGGAUGCAAGGAACCUGACCGUAACGUACAACGACGAGCCUCCCGUUGACCUUAGUAACUGCACAUUUGAUCCUACAAUGGGAUACAAGAAGAAGAAAAACGUCUUCAUUCUUAGAUUAAAAGAUGGAAACAACUUUGCAUUCCAUGCAAGAGACGAGGAGGACCUGAAGGCUUGGACUUCAAACAUCACCACCUGUAUAGCUGAGCAUGCGGCCAUGGUCAAGUGGGACAAGCCAGGAACCUCGUCCAUGGACCCCGACCACUCGGAGAGGAAGGAGAAGUCGGAGGGGGACGCGGAUGCCAGGUCAGAGAGGUCCGAGCCCCCCGAAGGGGAGGAGAGGUCCGAGAAGGAGAGGUCAGAGAAAGGCGAUGGCUCUGAGAAGUUAGACACGUCAGAAAUCGCCGACAAAAUGGAGGGCGGGGCGGGGGGCUCCAGCACGUCUGGAAAGAGCAAAUGAGGAGCGCCCCCCCUCCUUUUUUUUGUGUUUUAACAUUACUCACUGACUUAAAGGCGUAGGAGGCGGUGGGUAGGAGGGAUGGAUGGAGAGCAUGUGCAGCUAGGUUUGCAGAUCCUCAGUCACAGAGCUGGAACACACUGAGGUCACGGUCCUUGGACUGACUAUUGUUACUGUGACAGACUAAUCUCUCAGCCCCUCCCCUUCACCCAGGCAAUACAUCAGUGCUUGCAUUGUGCCACCUGCUUGGUAGAUAGGAGGUCGGCCCAGACAGACAGACAGACACAAGACAGACAGACAGACAGACAGACAGACUCCAAUAAGUGGUCCCAGGAAUUAGCCACUGUCACGUCCCAUCGUUGAUCGUUUAAUCUCUUGGAUUCACAGCAUCUUUCUGUAUGUAUCUUUGACUGAUAAUGUAAUGCUCUGUCUAGCUAGACAAAAAAACCCGAGAAGUGGUGAAUGAAAUGUUUCACAAUAUUACAACAACAAAAAAAAAA
Molecule: messenger RNA, 5959 nt
Organism: Larimichthys crocea (large yellow croaker)
Lineage: Eukaryota; Metazoa; Chordata; Actinopteri; Sciaenidae
Gene: sptbn4a
Product: spectrin, beta, non-erythrocytic 4a
Exons: 20
Coding region: 813-5462 (1549 amino acids)
Molecular function (GO): protein binding; phospholipid binding
Source: RefSeq, a predicted model, not a curated record